Seminavis robusta is the source of this 2269-nucleotide messenger RNA. NCBI's taxonomy places the organism in Eukaryota, Bacillariophyta, Bacillariophyceae, Naviculales, Naviculaceae. The record is from the annotation of a GenBank genome assembly.
UCUCUCCAGGUCUCACGAUGACUCUGCUGUUCCGGUAGGUUUCAAGUUGCUUGCCAGUGAAUGCAGGCCAUUGAAUGGCUUGCCGCUGCCUCUUUCCCACAGAUUAUGCAAUUUCAGCAUGACACAUCGAGCUUUACUGAAUUGGCGAGGUAGUCGGAUCGCUGCCGGUAUACCUCGCUACGGCAGUUUGUUGACCCUAUCGGGACGCCGUGAUGGACACCUACCAAGACACCUAUCUCACAUCUCCACCAGAGGCGUGUCGCUGUCAGGCGACAGAAGAAGAAAUUCUGGGUCAGGACAGUCCUCUUACAUCAAACUCAGGUACCCUGAAAGAACGACGCGAGGCCAAGAAUGUCAAUUUGGGCAUUUUUCCACGCAAGCAACUACUGCUGGUCAAGUCUCCAACGAGAAAGAAGAUGAACAGGACAAUCCACAAAAUGCCACCACAAACAAAGACGGCAGCAGCGACCAAAAUAUCGACUCCCUUCGUCGCUUGGCUGAAUUUUCGAAGCCGGAACAUUCCUAUAUUGCCUGGUCAGCUGCUACGCUGUUAGUCACCAGCUCCUCUACUUUGAUUCUUCCCACGGCUUCUGGGAAAGUUCUGGAUUUGAUAUUGAGUGGAGAUCCUACCGUGUCACCAACUCUUGUGGCAGCUGGAUUGUUUGGCCUCACAGCGGCGGCUGGAGCAGGAGUAUAUGCUCGUACGCUUUGGCUUCAACAGGCUGGUAACACCUUGGUGGCGCGUCUCAAGGGAGAGCUUUAUCAAACCAUGCUGAACCAAGAAGUGGCAUACUUUGAUAAGACCAAAACCGGUGAUCUCAUGACUCGCUUGUCCAAUGAUACAUCCAUGAUCCAAUCAGCCGUCACAACACAAGCGGUAGCGGCAAUGCGAGCCAUUGUUAUGUCCACUGGCUCUGCCGUCAUGCUGUUUCAAACUUCGACAACAUUGGCAUUGGUGUCAUUGGGGACCUUGCCACCACUCUUCUUGGCAGCUCGCCAAGUAGGCCAGACAUUGAGAGAAAAGCAACGUCAUGUACAAGACCUGCACAGCCAUGCGUCGUCACUAGCUGAAGAAGGUCUCAAUGGCAUUCGAACCGUGGUGCAGUUUGGAGCGCAAUCCUUGGAAUCCAAACGAUACAGCGAGGCUGCCUCCAAUGCUCAUGACCAUGCCAUUGCUACGGGACGUACGCAGGCAUUGUUCGACGGAGCAGUUCACGUAGGUGCCAAUGGCGCCAUUUUGACCGUGCUGGGAUACGGUGGUCACUUGGUCCAAGCAGGUGCUAUCACGGCUGGUGAUUUGACCGGAUUCCUGCUCUACUCGCUCUUGAUGGCGGGCAAUGUCAGUUCGCUGAGUGGCACCUAUGCCGAAGUCUUGAAGGCUGUGGCAGCAGCCGACCGCGUCUGGGAAAUUCUCGAUCGCAAACCAGCAAUGUCAUCGUUAUCAUCACGCGAUAAUUCGCUCGACUCGAACAGAAACUUUGACCGCCCCUUGCCGGUGGAAUUUUCAAACAUUCAUUUCGCUUAUCCUACAAGGUCAGAAAAGUCCAUCGUGGGCCCCAACUUCAGCCUUACCGUGCGACCGGGAGAAAUCAUGUCUAUUGUGGGUGGAUCAGGAAGUGGAAAGAGCACCCUGGCCAGUUUGCUGACACGUCUAUAUGACAUUGAUGCUGGUUCCAACGAUGGCAAUGAUGGGAUCAAGGGUGCAAUCUUGGUGGACAACAAAGAUAUCCGCGAUUGGGAUGCCAAUGAGUUGCGACAAUCUGUGAUUGGCAUUGUCUCACAGGAACCUUGGCUCUUGGAUGGAAGCAUAGCUGAGAACAUUCGAUACGGUCGACCCACUGCAAGCGACGAAGAAGUUGAAGAGGCAGCCAGACUGGCAAACGUCAUGCCGUUUGUCCAAGCAUUCCCUAACGGCCUUGAGACUCAAGUGGGGCCACGAGGAACACAGCUUUCGGGAGGUCAAAAGCAGCGUGUUGCAAUUGCUCGACUGAUACUUAAAGACCCUCCGGUGAUCAUUCUGGAUGAAGCUACUAGCGCCUUGGACGCCCAAAGCGAGCAUCUUGUCAAACAAGCAAUUGACUCCGUGAUGAAGGGAAGGACGGUCAUUUCCAUUGCUCAUAGGUUGUCCACAAUAAGAGGGUCAGAUAGAAUUGCCGUCUUGCAGGAUGGACAAAUAGCGGAAGUGGGAACUUUUGAUGAGCUUGCUCAAAAGACAGACGGUGCCUUCAGGGCGCUCAUGGGUAGACAGCUGAUUACAACCUCAGGGUAA